This is a messenger RNA of Spirometra erinaceieuropaei, 2352 nucleotides long. The record is from the annotation of a GenBank genome assembly. Lineage: Eukaryota; Metazoa; Platyhelminthes; Cestoda; Diphyllobothriidea; Diphyllobothriidae.
AUGUCCGAAGCUCUGCACAGAAUUCUGCAGACACAGGAAACGUCAGACGACCCGGAUGCUGUUGAGCGAUUAGCUCCGGAACACCCAACAACAGUGGAGUCUUCACAAACAACAAAGAAACUAGCAGCCAAGGAAGAUCAAUCGCAACAGUAUUUGAAGAAGACGGCUGAGGUGGGCUGUGUCGCUUAAUAUUUAUUUGCAUUGUCGUAGCCAACACGGUCUCGUCCAAUCAAGCGAAACCUGCUAGCAGGCUGUCGGAAAUUACCAAACUCACCUAGCCAAAGACAUGUUUUGUCAAACAAGCACUGCCCGGUAACCUGAAAAUCUGCCAAAAGCUUUAUGAAUGGAGCGACAUCACUUGUAUCAUAAUUUUUACUGUUUGCCCGUUGCCAUUUGCUCGAUAGCCUCAGUGAAAUUGCGUUUUGAACAAACCAGUGCAGGCCGCACAGUGAUCGCCGUAUGCGGUGUUACUCUUCCCCUAAAAAUGUUCCAGUUGUUAGGAUCCAGAGGCUGCAUAAAUUUCCGGAAGACCUACCAGGGUUAUUUAACUGUACAAAAUGUCUCGUAAAUGACGACGUUCAUCCCUUAUUCGGCGUUUCCUAGAGUUAUAUUUUUGGGGGAAGCUCUUCGGCCAACACGUGGCGCCUACGCGGUACUAACAGACCUGCAUCCCUAACUGCUACAGCUCACAGCUGCAUCCUGCAUAGAUCAAUCGGCAGGGGGGGGGAGGCAGCGGCUCGUUCCCAUCUGCCUGUGUGAGGUUUCGAUUUCCUACCUCCUGUUACGGGUGUUUUUUUUAUUGAAAAUACGCCUUUUUUGGUCCGGAGAAGCAAACAGGCAGCGAACCCGCACCAGGAAAGAAGACCAAACCACCAUAACUACACACUUGCUUUCGAGCAAAUGCCUAAUCAUGAUUCGUGUUCGUGAGAAGGCGUACAGACUACACAGUGGUUUUACCCAAUCAGCGAUUGUGUCAAUCCUCGCCUUAAGUGAUUAGCUAUAUACGCCCUACCACCCUGUCCCCUGUUCUUUGAUCUGGGGGCGGGUUUUCAAUACUUGUGAAAUCGUUACCCUGAGAACUGCAAAAGAGGUGGAGGCGUUCACCGGGGGGGGGGGGGGGUUGUUAGAGGUCUGACGUUUCGAGUAGUUGUUUCGUCUACCCAUCUACAGAGACUGGCAAUUCAUGCGUUCAGCUCUCCUUAUAAAGCGCACUCUGUUUGAUGCGUGGUCCGCCAAUGCCGCCUGUGUGGCUGCAUCCGGACCGCAUGUCACCGUGACCUGAGAAUUGCUUUUCUUUCAAUACCGAUAUUUUGCCUAUGGUUCUCAAAUAAAUAAAAGCGUUCUCCAAUCAAUCUAAAAACGCGGUAAUAUUGAGCGCGAGAGCCACCGACAUGUUUGCCUGCACGAGUCUGGUGUCGAGAUGAAGUUACUCACCUGUUUCAGCGCCAGACUUUUGAAAUGGAUCGCUUCUUUAACCUUCGUCCCGACAUGCAACGCCAAAACUCCCGUUUAGUUAGCAAAGAGGUGUCAUCGUGGCUUCACACGCAUUUGCGACUAAGGAUGUCCAUGGAAUCAUAAGAGUUAUUUUGUGGUUCUGCACCACAUGUCUGUUUGUCCCGGUGGUUUUUUCGGGUUGUUCCACAUCGGAUGGAGGCCCUAGACGCAUGUCUCGCUCCUAUUAGCGCAUACGCAUGACGUGGCCGGGAUUUGAGCAUCGGCCAUUCACGCGUAUGAACGAAAAGUUGCCAGUAGUCCAUUACCUCGCCCUGAAUUUGGCAGAAAUCAUCACUUCUGAACACUUUGUCUACAAACCCAUUCUGGAUGAUAAAGUUUCGUCAGAUUGUCCCGAAGGAAGAUUCCGUUGUUAUCUGGGUUAAUAUUCAUCAAUGAACCGCUAGAUCCUGCCACCUCGGACAAGUUAUUUCACGAGUCAUAUGCAGUCUCUCUAUCAUUGAAUUUUUGGACUCAUGUACGUAGUCUGUAGGAUUUCGUUGAUUUAAAGUCUGCACCGACUUUCAAAUGCCGGCCAAGACAAGGCUAGGUAUUACUGAACAGUCCAGCCAUCCGACACGGAAAAACCAGGACGUUUAGUUACCAUACACGUAGCUAAGACAUAUGAUGGCAGGUCGUGAGUAUACAAAGAACCGCCCCACUCCCUGAGCAUCAAUAUUACAAAGCUCCACUGUCUCAUUAUUUAGGCAGAAUGACCAAUUGUCAUUUCCUUCCUUUGAAAAAGUUAAACCCCACGUCACUUUUAUUUUUGAGAAACAGGUUGCUCCUAGCUUUGAAACGACAAACUUCUUCGAGGUACAUCCCGAAGUGGACUCAGUCACCACUGAGGGCAAACGGUAA